AAAACACAAAGUAAGCAUAAACAACAACAAAAUGAUGGAGAAAGCCACAGUGGCGCAUGUGGAGACGCAUCAACGGUCACAAGAGAUAUGGUUUCUUGGCGCCGCAAGAGCCUUCUUGCAAAUUCCGAAUCCGGGGAUUGUCAAAGUUUUUGUCCUAAGCAGCUUGACUACAUUCACCUCAGGAAUGGCUUUAGUCAUUGAGUGGAUCUGUCACGGAAAGAGUCACACGGGAUUCGGGUGGAUCAUCUACUAUGCAUUGUUCUUGAUGUGUCUUCCUCUUGUCAUCUUGAUCGGUCUUCAUAUUCUCGUCAGGCGCGGCUCAGAUCAGAUUGUGGAUUCAACUCCAAGCAAAGAACCGUGUGUGGUGCAGAAUCAGAGUACCGAGACGACUAAACGAACUGAAGAAACGGUGAAAAACAGCUGCCAAAGUUUAGCCGUUGUGGUUGCUCCGGAUGACAAGAAGAUGCCGAGGAUAAAACGCGCAGUGUCAUUCCCGUCUCACGGCGAAGUAAGAUCAUGUCGAACUCGUUAGCAAAUUAAAACUUAGUGUGGUUCAUUCAAAAAAAUAACUUUGAUGUGGUUAGCUAUCAGAUCGAUUCAAGAAUCUAAUAAUCUCUUUUGUGAUAUGUUUGUUAUUCAGCAUUUUAUCUUUUCCAAUAAUCCAACGACCAAUGAUCUUC
Messenger RNA from Arabidopsis thaliana (thale cress), 680 nucleotides. RefSeq lists its product as uncharacterized. Lineage: Eukaryota; Viridiplantae; Streptophyta; Magnoliopsida; Brassicales; Brassicaceae. The coding region runs from base 32 to 532 and encodes 166 amino acids. The record is from RefSeq and is marked reviewed. The transcript has a single exon.